This is a messenger RNA of Plenodomus lingam JN3, 717 nucleotides long. RefSeq lists its product as uncharacterized. The record is from RefSeq and is a predicted model, not a curated record. NCBI's taxonomy places the organism in Eukaryota, Fungi, Ascomycota, Dothideomycetes, Pleosporales, Leptosphaeriaceae.
AUGCAUGUUAAGCCAGCUGUGAUUGCUUCCAACGGUAUCGGCCCUGCAGGUACGCAGAAGGGCACCCCUCGCGCUCAUAUCCGCUUCGGCCCGCCUAGGCUUGCCGCUCUUCGAUAUAUUAAAUUGAAAGCUACCGAACUCUCUGAGUCCAACCAGGUUCACUCUCAGUUGCAUGCCCUAUUCCUGGUCAUCUCCCAACAAACACGGCCUGCACAGAGACUCCAAAUUGGAAGCAUGUCAACGCCGCUUUACCAACAAUGUCACUACCAUCCCGUCCCCGGUGCUAUCGUGUUGGUCAGGCUGUCGCUACUUACAGCACCCCGCCUCGCCUCGAGCCGCAACGCUCAAAGGAGGAGACGGCAGUCGCAGCCACUGCAACGGGCUAUGCCACCCAUAAACAGUGUUCGCGCAACAAUGUACCGAAAGUUUGUUUCGACCUGCCGCGCCGCACGUAUCGCCUAUGCGCCAGUCUUCGCGUCGUGCCAAUCGAUCUCGCUUACAAUUACGUUGCCGUGCCGUAGCUACGUUUGCGGCUACCGAGAAUCUUCGGAUUGGAAAGAUGGCCGAGGGCGUCGACUGUCAUCGUGUUCUGCUGUUCCCGGACGCAUGGGCCGCUUGGUCCUAGUAUUGUCUCGCUUCUCGGGGCUCACCUCGAAGAUGCCGCCUCCCGUAUACGAGACUUGCACGGGCCUGCCAGAGCAGAUCAUCACAGCAUGA